UGUACACACAAACAAACCUCUGUAUCUAUAUUUUCUUACAUUCCCACUUAACCUUUCUACUUGAACAUUUGUAUUAGCCAUUUCGAACAUUUUUAUAUGUCAUUGAACUUGUGCUUCUAAGCAUAAUGAAGUUGUUAUCAUUUUUCGUGGUGCUGAUGUUUUUUACGACGGCUGCACGUUUUUGUCAUGCGACCAGAAGUCGGUUUUCUGGCUCUCGAGAGAAAGUUGAGGUUAUGAAGCAUUUAAAUCGUUUAAAUAAACCCCCAGUUCAAUCAAUCAAGAGCCCGGAUGGUGAUAUAAUAGAUUGUGUUCAUAUCUCAAAUCAACCAGCUUUUGAUCAUCCUUUUCUCAAAAAUCAUACCAUUCAGACGAGGCCAAAUUAUCGUCCGAAUUGGAUAAAUGAUGAUAACAUCAAAGUGUCAUCUAUAAAGGAUCCUUCAAAACAUGAGUCAUUAUCAGAAAAACAGGAAACAAUUACUCAACUAUGGCAAUUAAACGGUAAAUGCUCAAAAGGGACGAUUCCCAUUCGACGAACGAAGAAAGAGGAUAUUUUGAGAGCUAGUUCUGUUAAAAGAUAUGGCAAGAAGAGCAGCUUUUCUACUGUUGCUCAACCAAGUUCCAUUGAUCCUGACAUCAUUAAUCAAAAUGGUCAUCAGCAUGCAAUUGCAUAUACUGAAGGGCAAUUCUAUGGAGCAAAAGCAACAAUGAAUGUUUGGAACCCAAAAGUUGAGCAGUCUAAUGAAUUUAGUUUAUCUCAAAUUUGGAUAUUAGGAGGAUCUUUUGCUUCAGAUCUUAAUAGCAUAGAAGCUGGUUGGCAGGUCAGUCCAGAUUUGUAUGGGGAUAACAAUACCAGACUAUUCACAUACUGGACUAGUGAUGCAUAUGAAGCAACAGGGUGUUACAACCUUAUGUGUUCAGGGUUUAUUCAAACAAACAAUGAGAUUGCAAUAGGAGGCAGCAUCUCUCCUCUUUCACAAUUUCAUGGUUCCCAAUAUGAUAUCACUAUACUUAUCUGGAAGGAUCCAGAGGAAGGGAACUGGUGGAUGCAAUUUGGAAAUGGAAAAGUGUUAGGAUAUUGGCCAGCCAAAUUGUUUUCGUACCUAGCCGAUAGUGCCUCGUUGAUCGAAUGGGGCGGAGAGGUGGUUAACACAGCCUCGAACGGGCAGCACACGACGACCCAAAUGGGCAGUGGUCAGUUUCCCGACGAAGGGUUUAGUAAAGCAAGUUAUUUCAGAAAUAUUCAAGUAGUAGAUGAAUCCAACAGUUUAAAGAAUCCUAAAGACAUUAAUACUUUCACAGAACAACCAAAUUGUUAUGAUGUUCAAAUGGCAAGCAAUAGUAAUUGGGGUAGCCACUUUUACUAUGGUGGGCCGGGUCAAAACCCGAAUUGCCCAUGAAAAUUUUCAUGUGAUAAAGAACCUUUUUAUUUUUUCAAAAACGUUACAUGUUGAUUAAAUCAACGUGUACAUACAUCGAAGAUGUAAUGUUGGUUGGUAGGUUUUUACAUUAGGAAGUUCUGGGUCUGAAUUCAUGCGUGGAACCGGUCUUUGAUAAUCAUAUUCAUUAAUCGUUAUUAUACCUUACUUUGAUCAA
Molecule: messenger RNA, 1593 nt
Organism: Erigeron canadensis
Lineage: Eukaryota; Viridiplantae; Streptophyta; Magnoliopsida; Asterales; Asteraceae
Exons: 7
Coding region: 126-1397 (423 amino acids)
Source: RefSeq, a predicted model, not a curated record